Molecule: messenger RNA, 882 nt
Organism: Brettanomyces bruxellensis
Lineage: Eukaryota; Fungi; Ascomycota; Pichiomycetes; Pichiales; Pichiaceae
Exons: 1
Coding region: 1-882 (293 amino acids)
Biological process (GO): translation
Cellular component (GO): mitochondrial large ribosomal subunit
Molecular function (GO): structural constituent of ribosome
Source: RefSeq, a predicted model, not a curated record
AUGGUCAACAUACUGUCAUCUUUAGGGAGCAGCCUUUGCAAAAAAGCUAGUGGUGUUGGCUGCAUAAAACAAAUAAGAACUAUUGCUACAAUGGGCGAACUUCAUCCACCAAAAGGAUCGAUUUCGAACCAAAAGAGGGUGGGAAGAGGUGCCGGAUCGGGAUACGGUAAGACCUCCGGAAGAGGUCAGAAAGGUCAGAAGGCAAGGGGAACAGUUAAGAACUGGUUUGAAGGUGGACAAACACCAAUUUUCAGAAUAUAUCCUAAGAGAGGAUUCUACAGGCACCAAAAGCUAGAUUUGAACGAGGUGUCGUUGGCGAAAAUCGAGCAGUUUUAUAAGCAGGGAAAAAUCAGCUUACAGGAAGGUGAGGUGUUGGACAUGAAGAAGAUGAAGGAGUGUGGAUUGGUCUCAGGAACGAUGAAAGAUGGAAUUGCCAUUGUGGGGACAGGCUCAAGAUAUUACACUUUAAAUAUCCCAAUAGAGGCCACAAAGGCGUCUAAAAGUGCAAUCAAGAUUAUUGAAAAGAGCGGUGGAAAGUUCACUUCGAAGUUCUACUCGAGAUAUUUGGGAUUUAGGGCUCAUCAUUCUCCAGAUUGGUUUAUGAGGAAAAGAGGAUAUAUCCCACUACAGGCGAAGCCAAUUGCCAGAAGGGACGUUUCCUUCUACUCCGAUUCAGAGAGAAACGGAUAUCUUUCUGGUUCCGCUUACGUUGAUCAGAUCGAGGUUGGCAGCAAGGGUAAGACUAAGAACAAAGUUGUGAAAAAAUCAGAAAUAGAGAAGGAGCUGGAGCAAUUCGGCAAGAUAGAUGCCGCAGGCAAGGACGGUGGAUAUGCCGGGUUCUCGGGCAACCGGAUAGUCAAAUUCAGUGACUUACAGGCCUAG